AUGCUUUAUGAGCUUCAAUCAAAAAAAUUAUCACGUAAAUUAGAAAUUCAUGCUCGACGUGAACGAAAAGUAGUACGAAGUAUUAUAAAAAUUUUACGUCAACGAUCCAAUACUACUGUUCGUCGAACUGAUAAGAGCAAAGUAUUUUAUGCUGGUAAUGUGACCAUUUUUGCUGAGAAAACAUCGAAAUAUAUGAUCGAAACAGAAACUUAUCAAGAGAUCUCGAAUGAGCGUUGUGUUUUAUCCAAAAAUCUCCAUUUAGUUACUACGCUUCUAGUUUCGCUUUUGAAAAAUGGUGCUAUUAAUCAAGAACAAAAUAAGAAAAUAUCUCCGACAAUAGAUUCAUUAGAAUUGACUCAUCUUCAUUUUAUUCCCAAACCACGUAAACUCGAUGUACCAUUAAGACCGAUUGUAGCAGCUAUUCAUAAACCAGCAACAGAAAUCUCCAAAUUUCUUAAUGAUCUGUUAGCAACUGUAUUUCUACGCGUUGCUCGAAAGACUACUUUUAUUAAUGCUAGUGAUCUUGUUCGAGCAUUAGAAAAACAUUUUGUCGGUGGUCAUUUAAAACCAACGAUCUUAUUUAUUACUUUUGAUGUUGAAAAUCUUUAUACAAUGAUACUCCGUCAAGGCGCUUUAGAAGUUUUAUUAUAUUUUCUCGAGCGACAUUUAUGCAGCAAGAAAAUUGGUACAUUAAGCAUUGAUCAUAUUAUGAGAAUGGCUCGUCUGGUAUUGGAUACAAAUAUUUUUGCCUAUAUGAAAUUAAAUACUAUCGGCAAAUGCGUGAAUUUAUUAUUAAAAGAUAUAACAGAAUAUCUCGUCGAAGAGGAUGAUGCUGAACAAGAAUUACCAAUUGAUGCAUUCACAACCAAUCAUAAUGAUUUAAAUACAUUUGAAAUCGAGAAAAAUUUAAUUAAAGUAAAUUCAGCUGUUAUUCAUUCUGUUAAUUAUUAUAAUGAUUUGGAAUAUUCUCAAAAAGAUUCAAUAUUAAAUCAUCAUUUGGUCAUAGAUUUUAAUGUCGUACAUGUAUUUGAACCAUUUUAUGAUCCAAUACAUAGACUACUAUGUAACCGAUCAUUGAGAAGCUAUGAAGAUUCUUGA
Messenger RNA from Rotaria sp. Silwood2, 1098 nucleotides. The record is from the annotation of a GenBank genome assembly. NCBI's taxonomy places the organism in Eukaryota, Metazoa, Rotifera, Eurotatoria, Philodinida, Philodinidae.